AUGGGUUGGAUCCCUUGUUCUGGGAAAUCGAGUGGGAGGACUAAAACAGGGAGGAACAGUGAAGAAAAGCUCAACAGGAAUUGCUCUGUCUCUACUUCAGAGAAAUCUAAGGCCAAAUCGUCAGUGAGUGAAUCCAAAAGCAGAGGGUCUGAUAACAUUGUGGCACAAACGUUUACAUUCUCGGAGUUAGCUACAGCCACUAGAAACUUCAGAAAAGAAUGCCUUAUAGGGGAAGGAGGAUUUGGUCGAGUUUACAAGGGAUACUUAGCCAAUACAAGCCAGACAGCAGCUAUCAAGCAACUUGAUCACAAUGGUUUACAAGGAAACAGAGAGUUCCUCGUUGAGGUUCUCAUGUUGAGUCUUCUUCACCACCCAAACCUUGUUAACUUAAUCGGAUAUUGUGCUGAUGGAGAUCAAAGGCUCCUGGUCUAUGAGUACAUGGCUCUAGGGUCUCUGGAAGAUCAUUUGCACGACAUAUCACCUGGUAAUCAGCCACUUGAUUGGAACACGAGGAUGAAAAUAGCUGCAGGUGCUGCAAAAGGGUUGGAGUAUCUGCAUGACAAGACCAUGCCUCCUGUGAUUUACCGGGACUUGAAAUGCUCCAAUAUCUUGCUCGGAGACGACUACUAUCCGAAGCUAUCUGACUUCGGUUUGGCUAAACUUGGCCCGGUGGGUGACAAGUCUCAUGUGUCCACUCGUGUUAUGGGCACAUACGGAUACUGCGCUCCAGAGUAUGCAAUGACAGGACAACUAACACUAAAAUCAGACGUGUAUAGCUAUGGGGUUGUUCUUUUGGAGAUUAUAACCGGUAGGAAAGCGAUAGACAGUUCAAGAUCCACUGGAGAGCAGAAUCUAGUCGCAUGGGCAAGGCCUCUGUUUAAAGACAGGAGGAAAUUCUGUCAAAUGGCUGAUCCAAUGCUUCAAGGUCAGUACCCUCCGCGAGGACUGUACCAAGCACUCGCUGUAGCGGCGAUGUGCGUGCAAGAGCAGCCGAAUCUAAGACCUCUCAUUGCUGAUGUUGUCACUGCGCUCACUUACCUCGCCUCUCAAAAGUUUGAUCCUUUGGCUCAGCCAGUCCAAGGCUCCCUUUUCGCUCCCGGGACUCCACCUAGAUCAAAGAGGCUUUGA
This is a messenger RNA of Microthlaspi erraticum, 1128 nucleotides long. The record is from the annotation of a GenBank genome assembly. Lineage: Eukaryota; Viridiplantae; Streptophyta; Magnoliopsida; Brassicales; Brassicaceae.